AUGGCGAUAUAUGAGUAUGACCUCUCACCUCACAAAGCAAGGCUGAGGACGGAAUGGGUUCACUUUGAGGUCGAGGCUAAGCAUUUUGGUGCCGACGCCCCUCUCUCCCCCGUUGCCUCACUGCGGGUGCAGCAGGGCGAUUCCACCGCUUUCACUGGCUGUCUGCUCAUUUGCUCGCCUCCUAUCGAGGGGGACUUGGAACAGCACCAGCAACAGCACCACCACCAGCGGUCAGCGGCACUUCAGUCCAACUCCAACUUCUGCAUCGACGGCCGUUCGCGCCAGCUCCGUCUGGCCCUCUUGUCUGCACUCAUACUCUGCCCGCUUCUACCACCUACAGCACCAAAACCAAAGCUCCAGACUCCCACCACUCUUCGAUUCACUACUUGCGACGAGGGUCAAUACUGGGGCCAACGAUCGCCCUUCGCGUACACUACCUUUGUUAGUGCAAUCCCGGUGGAUGGAGGAGGUUCAGCCUGUACGCCCAAGUUACACUCCCACGGGCGGCUACGCCUCUCAUCCUCUUCUCUGGAUCACGAAUCUUUACUGCUCGGCCGCCUUCACUCGAUCCCACUAAACCCCAUAAUUUCCACCCCUCGAACCGGCGCUCCCACUCUCGCCGUGGCCUAUCUCACGUCGACAGUAACGAGCGCAGCACCAGGAGACUUUCACAGAUCGGUUUGUCUCCUGGCGCACCCGAGCCAACGUAUUCAGAGGCACGACGACGACGAAGACGACGACGGCUACCCGCCCCUGCCACCACACCGCAGGCUUCCUCCACUACCGCCGAUUUCUAGAAACACGAGUCGCCUCACCUUCUCCCCAAACACCACACGACGACAUCCCUGGGAGCCUGAGCCUUACACUACGCAGGACCAAGCCGAAACCUACUACCAGCUCACGCGGCACAUGGCUGAUCGGAAUUUUCAGGCCGAGUACGACGAGCUCGUGGGCAACAGUUUGAGUGGCUUCACGGCAUUUAUGUCUCAGGCACAAGACGACUUUGGUUUCUCCCGAAACAACAGCCUUGGCUGGAGCCAAAACUCAAAUUUGCUAGAUAUCUUGCAAAACGAUCAGAACGACCAGCGAGACGACGACGAUAACACCCGGCGCCAACCCCUCCAGUUGCCCCCAGUCUUUGGGUACAGAACUACCAGGACAAUUAGCGGGCGUCAACGAACUGACGGCACGGAAGACGACUUGGAAGCAGUCAGAGCUCUGUGGAAUAGGAGAGCCCAGUACAGCUCCUCACCCUUUUCGCCGCCCAGGAUGCCUCCCAAUCAAUCCCCGCCAAAUCUUUCGCCUCUACCUCCGUCGGAGGAAUACCCGGAGGAGAAUCGGAGGGUGAAGAGGAGAAAGCUGGACUCUGAACGAAUUGCCCAGAGCUUCACGGGGUUUCGAUAUGGACGGUAUGGCCAGGUCGAGUCAGGUCAACUAAAGAUGGAAAUCAUGAGCUGUGAUGGGGGACUGUAUGAGAACGCCACCCUUCACGCCCACGAAAACAUCCUCAAGGACGACAAGACUGUAUACUGCACACAGUCUAAUCGCUGCAACAUCAUUCUGCGGCACCAAGGUGGUACGGCUUUCAGCUUGAAGGAGCUUGUUAUAAAGGCGCCGGCAUCGAAUUACUCUUCACCCGUACGGGAGGGUAUGAUCUUUGUCUCUAUGAAUCAGGAUGAGCUUCUUAGACGAACGGCGGAAUACGAAAUACAAUAUGCUCCGCAGAGAUCAGGUCGCACAACGGCUACCAGAGCACUAGCCCCGAUAAUCUCAAUACGGCAUCACGAAGACGGAACGACUGUAACGAGAACGCACACACGGCAGAGACGGCUAUACAGUCUGGGACACGAUGACGAUGAAAAUGAGAGUCGGACAGCACAGAUCCCGCCGGAAUUCACCACACACUUGCCACCCUUCAACAUCACCACCGAAUGCAGUUACGAAGAGACCGACGAUGAUGAUACACCUAGAAUCACUGCGAACCGAACUGCUCCCAAUAGAAUUGGGUCCUUGCCGUUUGAGAGUGACAGCAGCGACGACGGCAAUCCAUUUGCAUCCGACUUUGAAGAUUAUUCCUUCACAAACCGGCGCCGUGACCCUACUGAUAUGUCACUGGUAGAGGCUGUUGAGGCGAAUCAGAUGGCAACGCAGGAGGCUGUUCGGGCUGUCAGUGGUGGACGUGGUCUCAUGGCGCCGCAUGCCAAGUUCUUUAUUGAGAAGGACAAGAGCAAAUGCACAAUACGCUUUGAUCCGCCAGUUGCUGGAAGAUUUAUACUCUUGAAGAUGUGGAGUAGCAGCCGUGCGGCUGGCAGCAAUAUCGAUAUACAAGCGGUCCUUGCCAAAGGAUUCGCUGGACCGCGGUAUUUUCCUUCAUUCUAUUCUCAGGAUGACUUUCUCGACCAACACGUCGACGGCGUUCAGGUUCUGUGGCCAGCAAUAGCUAGGCUGGUCAAUGCAGUGUAUGAUGUGACAUAUCUGACGCUGCAAGUCUGGUCCGCGAGUAGUUCUAAAGAGGUUUUGUAUAAGGAACUGACUACCAUCAUAUCCACAGCUCAAGAAGAUCGCAAAACUCGGAGUGCACCACGCACCUCACACUUACACUCAACCAAGGGAAUAGCCAAAGCAGAGUUUAUCACCCUCGAGGCCAUACUUUACACCCUCAUUCUUUGGCGAAUUAUCCAGGUCCACGAACUCACGCUCAUCGUCGCGGCGACGCGCAACAUGGGCAUCGGCGCCAAGGGCGGCCUGCCGUGGACGGGACUGAAGAAGGAGAUGGCUUACUUUGCGCGCGUGACGAAGAGGCUUCCUCCGCAGGUACGUAGAAGGCCAUAUCUUCCUUCUCCUGCUCAACUCGCUUCAUGGGAGAUGGGAGUCUUGAACAUUUUCUUGAAGCCUGGUCUCACUGGCGGCUAUUGCGACAUGAUAUCGCAUGAGAACCUCAUCGCAGCGCACAAGUACCACGCCCUCAACGCCGUCAUCAUGGGCCGUAAGACGUGGGACAGCAUCCCGCCCCGCUUCAGACCUCUCAAAGGCCGCCUCAACAUCGUCAUCAGCCGCUCUCACCCUGCUUCGUUGGACGCUCCUUCUUCGGCUGCAGGUACGGACACGGCGGCGGUCACGGAUUUCGAAAAGGACGCAGUAAAGGUCUCCUCGCUGGACCAGGCCCUCGCGUUCCUCCGCUCCGAUGCCAGCGGAGCGGCGGCCGGCAAGCUGGGCAAGGUGUUUGUCAUUGGCGGCGCGCAGAUUUACGGCGCGGCGCUCGAGGUGCCCGAGGCCAAGAGGGUUCUGCUGACGAGGGUCAUGGGGGAGUUUGAGUGUGAUGCGUUUUUCCCGCUGAAACUUGGCGGCGAGGGCGAGGGGAGCGAAUGGGCUCAGGUUGAGAAGAAGGGGCUUGACGAGUGGGUUGGGGAGGAGGUUGAGGGGGGUGAGAUUGAGGAGAAUGGGACAAGGUAUGAGUUCCAGAUGUGGGAGAAGAUUUGA
Molecule: messenger RNA, 3480 nt
Organism: Colletotrichum lupini
Lineage: Eukaryota; Fungi; Ascomycota; Sordariomycetes; Glomerellales; Glomerellaceae
Exons: 12
Coding region: 1-3480 (1159 amino acids)
Biological process (GO): glycine biosynthetic process; dihydrofolate metabolic process; folic acid metabolic process
Cellular component (GO): mitochondrion
Molecular function (GO): dihydrofolate reductase activity; NADP binding
Source: RefSeq, a predicted model, not a curated record